AGAGUAUUGUCUGUUUACUGUCGCUCUCUUUUCAACCAUGGACUCAAAAAUACUCAUUGAAAUUGUGGGUGUGUUUAAAUACUGCAGUUUCCACGUUGCUAAAAGCAUCGCCGAGGGACUAAAACAGCAGUUUCCUACGGCGUUUCUGGAUCCAGAAAUUAGGCCACUUUUUGAAUUUGAGUGGCACGGGUAUCUCUGCGACAAGAAGAGGGAGCUGCGUGGUGAAGUGUGGCAGUACUCCAGUAGCCUGAUGUGCUUUCUGAACGGCCGUCUCCUCGGUGAUGAAAAGGAUCUCACCAGCUGGGCCAAGAAUCAGUGGGGUUUCACUUUCGCCCGGCCGCAAGCUUUCUACACGACUCUUGCUGAGGAGUACUACACUGAACUCCUCCAGAAAACUGGGCAUCAGUUUGUCUUCAUGGAUGUUGAGAUUGCGGGAGAAGCUGUGGGGAGGUUAAUGUUUGAGCUCUUCUCAGAUAUUUGUCCAAAGACAUCCAAGAACUUUGAGGGUCUGUGCACAGGAGAGCAAGGACUGUCACAGAGUGGCUUCCCACUCUGCUAUAAAGGCUCUCUGUUUCAUCGGAUUGUGCCCAAUGGAUGGGUGCAGGGUGGAGAUAUUUCUCCAGAGAGGAAAGGAAAUGGAGGCGAGUCAAUCUACGGGCUAAUGUUUGAAGAUGAGAAUUUUGCCAUUUCACACUCUAAGCGCGGCAUCCUGGGAAUGGCUAAUAAAGGUGCCCACAGCAAUGGAUCCCAGUUCUACAUCACCCUACAGCCAAUGCCAUGGAUGGAUAAGACCUAUGUUGCCUUUGGUCAAGUCGUUGAGGGUCUCGAUGUCCUGAGGAGGUUAGAAGAAGCUCCAACUUGCAAUGAAAGACCCAAGUAUGAGUGUAGAAUUACAGCCUGUGGAGUGCUUAAACCAGAGCUCAUAAGCUUUAAUCAUUGAUACAUUUUUAAGCAUUUUUUUCCUCAGUUUUUGAAUCAGUAAAAUAAACAUGGCAUGCAUGUUUUCUUUUCCUUUUUUGUUAAAUAAAAGCUUCACAUUUGCAUUUUGAUUUUUUUUAAAACUGCAUUUUUAAGUCAAUAAGCUGUUUCAUUCUUUUUGAUGAAUUAGACACCAUCCGCUAUGUGCAUGUUUGACAGAUGUAAAGUUGUUAAACUUGUUAUAGGGCUUUUAUUGUAAUAUUUAUUCAUCUUCUUAAUUCAUCUUCUAUACAAGUAAAACCUGUGAAUUUGCUUUUUAUUGAUGUGUACAGAAACUUUUACUAUGAGAGGGAUCUUCACUGAAAACCCAAAUACGUCUACUGGACAGAGAGAGCAGCAGUAAUAAGCUGAGAGUUUCAACAGUUAUUGGGGUUGUAAAAGGCAAUUCACAGGUUAUCGCAUAAUGGCAUAAAAACAAAUGAGCUUUUACUUAUGCUUAAAGGAAGUUGGGAAAAUGGCAUACAAUUAAAGUAUGAGAAGUACAGUUUAUCUAUUCUUCACAAGAGCCAUCCUCUUCAUCACUUUCUACAAGGACUGACAGAGGAUGGCUUUUCUUCCUCAUACCACGAGCACUGCAUUUUUACCUUUGGAGAUCCUUUUUGUAUUAUAUUGAGCUUUUAACAUGGCAACAUUUUUUUAAGAUUCUAUUUAUUGACCUCCUUUAUUUCAUUUAAUUUCUUUCUGAUUAAUUUUAAUUAGAUGCUUUUGUAAAACAAGAAUUUCCUAACUUUUGGCAUAAAUUGAAGUGAUCCUGGGGCAUUGACCCAGCAUUUUCUGUUUUUUGGAGUCUUAAGUUAUUUUGAUAUUUAACUAUGUUCAGUUUGAUUCUUAGUUUAGCUUUUUGUUCCAGUUACUGUUAAGUUUAUGGUACUCCUUUCACUUUACCCUACUACCCCUUUGUUCUUCAUGGAUAGUCUAGUCUCCCUCAGUGAAUCCCUGUUUCAUUACUUUCUGUGUUAUUUUGUUAGUUGUGUCCUUUAGUUUACAUCUCCAUGUCUCGUUAUUAGAUUUAGGUCACUCCUCUGUAAUUCCAAAAGUGUCUCCACUCUGCCCUCAUAACCUCUUGAGUAUUUAUACCCUCAGUUUGUUUUGUCAUACUGUGGUUAGUGUUGUUACUGCUGUUUCUUGAUAUCUUCCCAGGCUUUUUUCUCUGUUCCAGUGAACUUUGUUUUUAUCUGUUUUUUGGAUUGUUCCAUUUGCACCUCCAACAGAGGUUCUUUAUUUUGAUCAUUGCUUGCUUUUGGGGUCCUCAUACAGUAUUACCUACCGAUGACAUGGUAUAUCUUGACUCAUUUCACUGUUUUGCUGAUGAUUUGCAGAUUUAUCUACCUUUAAAAGCAGGGUCAGACCAUCCCCAGCUCCUAUUACGCUGCCUUGACGACGUCAAACAGUGGUUGUCAUUAAAUUAUUUAAAGCUAAAUGAAAAUAAAACUGAAGUUGUCAUUUUUGGCAACUUUAAUCACAUCGAUAGCACUCUGGGCCCCCUUUCCUCCUAUUGUAAAACACAUGUAAAAAGCCUCGGUGUCUACAUUGAUGGUUCUUUUAAAUUGAAUAAGCAGGUGAGUGCAGUAGUUCAGUCCUGCUUCUUUCAGUUAAGACAGCUAGCCAAGGUAAAGCCAUACCUUCCGGCUAACGUCUUUGAACGUGUUAUUCACCUUUUCCUUACUUGCAGAUUGGAUUACUACAAUUCAUUGUAUUAUGGUCUAGAUCAGGCCACCAUCCAUCGUCUUCAGAUGGUCCAAAAUGCAGCUGCUCGCCUGCUAACUGGUACCAAACAGAGACAGCAUAUAACCCCAGUUUUAGCUUCUUUACACUGGCUUCCUGUCUCCUACAGGAUCCAAUUUAGACUUUUACUUUUUGUUUUUAUGUCACUUAACGCCCGAGCCCCUCCUUACCUGUCUAAGCUCCUCUCUGCUUAUGCUCCAGGAAAAACCAUGAGGUCUAGCUCAAAAUUAAUGCUGUCCAUCCCACGGACUUAUCUCAAAUCUCGUGGUGAUAGAGCCUUCUCUGUGGCAGGUCCCAGAUUUUGGAAUAGUCUCCCCCUAAAUAUUAGAUCUGCACAAACACUUGAGCAAUUUAAAUCACUACUAAAGACACAUUUUUAUGCCCUGGCUUUUAACACACUAUGACCCAAGCAUUCUGGUCUUAUUUUAAAUAGUUUUAGUUAUUGUUUUAAUUCUUUUAUUGUCCUAUUAUUGUUUUAUAUUGUUAUUAUUGUAUUACAUUGUUGCUUUUU
Messenger RNA from Pelmatolapia mariae (spotted tilapia), 3214 nucleotides. It is a transcript of the gene ppil6, whose product is annotated as peptidylprolyl isomerase (cyclophilin)-like 6. Gene Ontology annotation, biological process: protein peptidyl-prolyl isomerization. NCBI's taxonomy places the organism in Eukaryota, Metazoa, Chordata, Actinopteri, Cichliformes, Cichlidae. The coding region runs from base 38 to 940 and encodes 300 amino acids. Gene Ontology annotation, molecular function: peptidyl-prolyl cis-trans isomerase activity. The transcript has 8 exons. The record is from RefSeq and is a predicted model, not a curated record.